CCGGGCCCUCCCUCCCACCCCAGGGCCAGAUGUUCAGCUGGCGGAGGCAUCGGCUGGGGGAGGGGUGCUGAGGCCGCAGCCGGCACUACUUCCCUGCCAGCAGCUUCAUUGUGUGCGCGAGGAGCGAGCGGCGGCGGAGAGCGGACGGGCGGGCGGGCGGGCGGGCGGGCGGGCAGCAGCAGCCCGAGCGCCGGGAGAGGGAGAGCGAGCGCUGGGAGCGUGCGAGGCGGCGCCCGCGGCUGCGCUCCGCCCGCGCCCGCAACUCUGCCCCCGCGCCGCCCGCCGCGCGCCGUCCCGCCGCCGCCUCCACCGCCCCGCCGGCUGCGGUCGCCGGCAGGGGUCUGCCCGGGACAGGGGUGCCCGCCCGGGGACGGUGGCAUCCCGGUGCACCCGAGAGACACGGAGCCCGCGGGGGGCGCCAGUGGCGCUGCCGUGCCCGCUCGCGGAACUGCGUGGGUAGGAGGGCGGUGGGGCUCGGGGCGCCCCGAGGGCAGGGCGCCCUCACUUCCCCCGGGGGAGCCCCCGUCCCGGAGAGCGCACAGAGCGAGCGCGCCCCGCAGCCGCACCGGAUCUUGCGCUCGUCCCCCUGCGCACCCCACUUCUACACAAACUUUUCCGACGCCCUCGCCCGUGGGGGUCGCGGAGAGCGCGGGGCUGCCCGCUGGGCUCCCGCCUCGCCGGACCCCAGCCACGCCGACCUCCUGCCUCUCGCAGCCUCAGUGGCGACCUCUCCAGGCCGGGCCGGGCACGGCACUCGCGGCGAGCGCGGCAACCCGCGGUCGCUCUCCGAAGGCUCCCGCGCCCCCCGGGGCAGCUGGGCGGGGUGAUGCCCUCGGUGAUGGAGAAGCCGAGCGCGGGCUCCGGGAUCCUGUCCCGCAGCCGGGCCAAGACGGCGCCCAACGGCGGACAGCCUCCCUCGGAGGAUGACAGCAGCGAGGAGGAGCACUCGCACGACAGCAUGAUCCGCGUUGGAACCAAUUACCAGGCUGUAAUCCCCGAGUGCAAGCCUGAGAGCCCCGCACGCUACAGCAACAAGGAGCUGAAGGGGAUGCUCGUGUGGUCGCCCAACCACUGUGUGUCGGAUGCCAAGCUUGACAAGUACAUUGCAAUGGCCAAGGAGAAGCAUGGCUACAACAUUGAGCAGGCACUGGGCAUGCUCCUGUGGCAUAAGCACGACGUGGAGAAGUCACUGGCCGACCUGGCCAACUUCACCCCGUUCCCCGACGAGUGGACCGUGGAGGACAAGGUGCUGUUUGAACAGGCCUUUGGUUUCCACGGCAAGUGCUUCCAGCGGAUCCAGCAGAUGCUGCCCGACAAGCUGAUCCCCAGCCUGGUGAAGUAUUACUACUCGUGGAAGAAGACCCGGAGCCGGACCAGCGUGAUGGACAGACAGGCUCGGCGGCUGGGGGGCCGAAAGGACAAAGAAGAGAGCGAUGAGCUCGAAGAGGGACGAGGAGCUGUGAGUGAGGGGGAGCCAGAUGCCGGAGACCCCAAGAGAGAGCCUCUGCCCUCUCGGCCUCUGAAUGCCCGCCCAGGCCCCGGGAAGAAGGAGGCCCAGGCCUCGCAGUAUCGCCACCACCCACUGAGGACGCGGCGGCGCCCCCCCAAGGGCAUGUACCUGAGCCCCGAGGGCCUCACUGCCGUGUCAGGAAGCCCAGACCUUGCCAACCUCACGCUUCGAGGCCUCGAUUCCCAGCUCAUCUCCCUCAAGCGUCAGGUGCAAAGCAUGAAGCAGACCAAUAGCAGCCUCCGCCAAGCCCUGGAGGGCGGCAUUGACCCACUCCGCCCCCCUGAGGCCAACACCAAGUUCAACUCCCGCUGGACCACAGAUGAGCAGCUCCUGGCUGUACAAGGUCCAGAUUACAUCUGUCUCAACAUCUGUGCCCCGACCCGUGCCCCCUGCACCACCCCCCCCUCCACCUCCCACCUCACUGUCCCAGCCGCCCCCACUGCUGAGGCCACCUUUGCCCACGGCCCCUACCCUGCUUCGCCAGCCGCCCCCACUCCAGCAGGGCCGCUUCCUCCAGCCCCGGCUGGCCCCCAACCAGCCCCCACCGCCUCUUAUCCGCCCAGCUGUGGCUGCCUCCCGCCACAGUGCCCGCCCUGGCCCUCAGCCCCCACCCACCCUGAUUGGAGCCCCCCUGGAGCCUCCAGCCCCCUCACUCUGAGCCCUGAAGCCCUCCACCCAGAGGCUCCAGAACACCUUUGCUGGAUGUGUUGGGCACCCCUGGCUUCACUGACGACAGAAGGGACUAGAACUCUUGCCAGGUCUUUCAAAGACCCACAGCUGCUGACCAUCUUGGACAGACCAGCAGUUCUGACCCGUCCGGCAGCUGGCCCAUCUCCCACAGCCCAACCGGGGUGGGGCUCAGGGCCCAGGGCCUCUGAGCUGGCCUGUGGGCACUGCUCUUCCUGGAGGGGCGCAGGGGCUGCCUCCUAGUCAGCUGGAGUUUGCCCUUUGGCCCUAGCCUUUGUGUAGAGGGGGUCCUGAUCGUAGCUUGGGGGGCGGGGGAGGACAUUGUGGCCUGUUGGCGGUUCUUCCUCUUCCCUUCUUUUAGCAAUAAGUCUGGGGUGAGGUAGGGAGGGGCUGGAGGGGGGAGGGGGCCGACAGUCCCCUGGGGCUUGACAGCAGCUGAGACUUAAGGGGCAGCUCUCCCGGCUUUGGCCACACAAGAGGCCUCCAGGGAAGUGCUGAGCUCUGAGGGUGCCCACUUCACUCGCCACCUGAAAGCUUAGAGAAAGGAACAGAUGCAGACAUGGGUUUAUUUUUCAAUGUUUUUUAAAGAAAUAAAACCUUCCAAGCUCA
This is a messenger RNA of Myotis daubentonii (Daubenton's bat), 2806 nucleotides long. It is a transcript of the gene RCOR2, whose product is annotated as REST corepressor 2. The record is from RefSeq and is a predicted model, not a curated record. Gene Ontology annotation, biological process: negative regulation of DNA-templated transcription; regulation of transcription by RNA polymerase II. Gene Ontology annotation, cellular component: transcription regulator complex; histone deacetylase complex. Lineage: Eukaryota; Metazoa; Chordata; Mammalia; Chiroptera; Vespertilionidae. Bases 827 to 2440 code for a protein of 537 amino acids. Gene Ontology annotation, molecular function: transcription corepressor activity. The transcript is spliced from 11 exons.